GCUCUCUUUUCUUUUCUAUCAGAACUUCAGAAGAAGCCCGCAGAACCGCGCACUUGUACUUCUGCUUCAGCUAAAAUUAGAUAAUAUGGAUGACAGUCUGUACGACGAGUUCGGGAACUAUAUAGGGCCUGAAAUUGAGUCUGACCAAGAAAGUGAUAGAGAGGAUGAAGAUGGAGAGCUUCCAGAUAGGCAAGACGAUGGGGCUGCGUCUGAUGGUGAUGAUGCAGCAGCGGCUUCCAAUGGGUGGCUAGCUGCUACCUCCAAUGAUGUUGAUAUGGACAAUCAGGUUGUUCUUGCUGAGGACAAAAAGUAUUAUCCUACAGCGGAAGAGGUUUUUGGGGAAGAUGUUGAGACUUUGGUCAUGGACGAAGAUGCACAACCCCUAGAACAGCCCAUUAUCAAGCCUGUUAGGAAUGUCAAGUUUGAGGUUGGCGUCAAGGAUUCUUCCACCUACGUGUCUAACCAAUUCCUUUUGGGUCUCAUGUCAAACCCUUCUCUUGUUCGGAAUGUUGCUCUUGUGGGGCACUUGCAGCACGGAAAGACGAUAUUCAUGGAUAUGUUGGUGGAGCAGACACACCAUAUGUCCACUUUCGAUGCAAAUAGUGAUAAGCACAUGAGGUACACGGAUACAAGGAUUGAUGAGCAAGAGAGAAGGAUAUCUAUUAAAGCAGUUCCUAUGUCCCUUGUACUUGAGGAUAGCAAGUCUAAAUCGUACCUGUGCAACAUUAUGGAUACACCUGGUCAUGUCAAUUUCUCUGAUGAAAUGACUGCUGCCCUCAGGCUUGCUGAUGGUGCUGUCUUAAUUGUGGACGCCGCUGAAGGAAUGAUGGUAAAUACCGAGAGGGCUAUACGCCAUGCAAUCCAAGAUCGCCUACCAAUUGUGGUUGUAAUCAACAAGGUUGACAGGUUGAUAACAGAACUUAAAUUGCCCCCAAGGGAUGCUUACUUCAAGCUAAGGCAUACUUUGGAAGUCAUUAAUAACCACAUAACUGCUGCCUCUUCAACUGCUGGCAAUGUGCAAAUUAUUGAUCCUUUGGCAGGGAAUGUUUGCUUUGCAAGUGCUACCGCAGGAUGGUCAUUCACGUUGCAAUCAUUUGCAAAGCUAUAUAUUAAACUUCAUGGUGUCAACCUUGAUGCAGAUAAGCUUGCUUCUCGUCUCUGGGGAGAUAUGUACUAUCAUAGUGGUGACAGGACUUUCAGGAGAAAACCCCCUGUUGAUGGAGGAGAAAGAUCAUUUGUCGAGUUUGUGCUUGAACCCCUGUAUAAAAUUUAUAGCCAGGUAAUUGGAGAACAUAAAAAGAGCGUGGAGGCAACUCUUGCAGAAUUUGGUGUCACCCUUAGCAAUGCAGCUUAUAAAUUGAAUGUUAGACCUCUGCUGAGGUUGGCUUGUAGCUCAGUUUUCGGAUCUGCCUCAGGCUUCACUGAUAUGCUGGUUCAACAUAUUCCUUCCCCUAAAGAUGCCGCAACUAGGAAAGUUGACCACAUAUAUACUGGACCAAAAGACUCUUUGAUUUACAAGGCCAUGAAAAAUUGUGAACCUGAUGGUCCUUUAAUGGUCAAUGUAACCAAAUUGUAUCCCAAGUCCGACUGUAGUGUGUUUGAUGCAUUUGGUAGAGUUUAUAGUGGCAAGAUUCAGACAGGGCAGACUGUACGUGUAUUGGGAGAAGGCUAUUCACCAGAGGAUGAGGAAGACAUGACAGUCAAAGAGGUGACAAAAUUAUGGCUUUAUCAAGCUCGAGAUAGGAUACCCAUAGCCGAGGCUCCUCCUGGUACUUGGGUUCUUAUUGAAGGUGUAGAUGCUUCUAUUAUGAAAACUGCCACCCUCUGUGAUGAGUAUUAUGAUGAGGAUGCUUACAUAUUCCGUCCUCUUCAGUUCAAUACGCUGCCAGUUGUGAAGACGGCAACUGAGCCUCUAAAUCCAAGUGAGUUGCCAAAAAUGGUGGAGGGUCUUAGAAAGAUCAGCAAGAGUUAUCCACUUGCAAUCACUAAAGUUGAGGAGUCUGGGGAGCACACAAUCUUAGGUACGGGAGAACUGUAUUUGGAUUCAAUAAUGAAGGACCUUAGAGAGCUCUAUUCUGAAGUAGAAGUUAAGGUUGCAGAUCCUGUUGUUUCAUUUUGUGAAACAGUGGUGGAGUCCUCAUCAAUGAAAUGUUUUGCUGAAACACCCAACAAGAAGAAUAAAAUAACUAUGAUUGCAGAGCCAUUGGAGAGAGGACUUGCGGAGGACAUUGAGAAUGGUGUUGUAAGCAUUGAUUGGUCUCGGAAGGAUAUAGGCAAUUUCUUCCAGACUAGAUAUGAGUGGGAUGUUCUCGCUGCACGGUCCAUAUGGGCAUUUGGCCCUGAUAAGCAGGGACCUAACAUUCUGUUAGACGAUACACUUUCAACUGAAGUUGACAAAAGCUUGCUGAAUGCAGUGAAGGAUUCAAUUGUUCAAGGGUUUCAGUGGGGUGCUCGAGAAGGACCCCUUUGUGAUGAACCCAUCAGAAAUGUGAAGUUCAAAAUAGUGGAUGCAAGGAUUGCACAAGAGCCAUUGCAUCGUGGAUCUGGUCAGAUCAUUCCCACAUCUCGUCGUGUGGCCUAUUCAUCAUUCUUAAUGGCAACCCCACGGCUUAUGGAGCCAGUAUAUUAUGUGGAGAUACAAACACCAAUCGACUGUAUUUCUGCAAUCUACACUGUUCUAUCUCGCAGGCGUGGACAUGUUACGGCAGAUGUUCCUCAACCUGGGACCCCUGCUUAUAUUGUUAAGGCAUUUUUACCAGUUAUCGAAUCUUUCGGGUUUGAAACAGACUUGAGGUACCACACCCAAGGACAGGCUUUUUGCCUAUCAGUCUUUGAUCAUUGGGCUAUAGUUCCGGGGGAUCCUCUUGACAAGAGUAUCAUUCUGCGACCCCUGGAACCUGCCCCAAUUCAACACCUAGCCCGUGAGUUCAUGGUGAAAACCAGGCGCAGAAAGGGAAUGAGUGAGGAUGUGAGCAUCAACAAAUUUUUCGACGAGGCCAUGAUGGUGGAACUGGCUCAGCAAGCAGCGGAUCUUCAUCAGCAAAUGAUAUGAUGGCGGCGGCUUCAUAGUAUCCAAAGUUUAGGGAGGAGAUUGUAGGAAAAUUUAGUAUGCGAUGAAAACCAGUAGAAGUAUUGUGAUGUUGUUGAGCUUAGAAUUGAAAUUCACGUGACAAAAACGAAAUGGAAAUGGGUGGACGCUAGAGUAAAUUUUUUAUGUUGUAACUUUCGGGUGUCCUAUAACCGUGACUGUUGUAUCCAAAUAAUUUUUGGUAUCCUUGUUAUAAUUCCGUACAAAAACCAAAAAACCAGUAACAUUGCAGUGAGAUUGUUCUUCUCUGUAAUCCAAGAGGUUUUGAUCA
This is a messenger RNA of Prunus dulcis (almond), 3359 nucleotides long. Its product is annotated as 110 kDa U5 small nuclear ribonucleoprotein component CLO. Gene Ontology annotation, biological process: mRNA splicing, via spliceosome. Gene Ontology annotation, molecular function: translation elongation factor activity; GTPase activity; U5 snRNA binding. Bases 86 to 3052 code for a protein of 988 amino acids. The record is from RefSeq and is a predicted model, not a curated record. Lineage: Eukaryota; Viridiplantae; Streptophyta; Magnoliopsida; Rosales; Rosaceae. The transcript has 11 exons. Gene Ontology annotation, cellular component: U2-type catalytic step 2 spliceosome; cytosol; U4/U6 x U5 tri-snRNP complex.